This is a messenger RNA of Oryzias melastigma (Indian medaka), 5895 nucleotides long. RefSeq names its product centrosomal protein 152 (gene cep152). Lineage: Eukaryota; Metazoa; Chordata; Actinopteri; Beloniformes; Adrianichthyidae. Bases 526 to 5259 code for a protein of 1577 amino acids. The record is from RefSeq and is a predicted model, not a curated record. The transcript has 26 exons. Gene Ontology annotation, biological process: centriole replication. Gene Ontology annotation, cellular component: centrosome.
UUAAAAAACUGUGACAGUCUGUCAUUUAUUUCUCACACCUUCAUCUGUUGAGCCAUGACUGUGAGUUAUUAUUGGCUCCAGGGAGGACCUCCUUUCAGGUGUGUCUUAAGCUUAAACAAGCUCUGCUGUCUCUAUUUUGGUUAUUUGGCCUGACCUCAUUACAUGGACUAAGGCAGAACUAUUUUACCUACAUUUUUAAUGAAUUUGUCAGGACUCGCCAAAAGUUUUAUUUUGAAUUUUUAGCCCAAUUUCAAACAAGCCAGUGAAGUGGGAAAUGUUGACCACCGGUAAUCGGAAUGUUUCUGCUCCAAUUAACCAUGCUAUAUGUUCGGUCUGAACAAUGGAGUUCUUUUGGAGCAAAACGGAGCAAUCCCACGGGGAGCUGACGGCAUGCCGGGCAGGUUUUGAAUAUUUUCAGCAGAAGGUCGUCUCUCCAGGCACUCAGACUGGACUGAAGGUUGUGUUAGGGCUCGUGCAGAAGAAGAGUUGUCUCUGUUGACUGUUUUUAAACCUAUAAUUGCACAUAUGGGUCCUUCUAUUGUGGAAGCUGUGGAGGAUUUGAGGAACAUUCAGCAAUCCUUGUGGGAACUGCACCAGCUGCUCACAGACCUGCCCGAUGACAUGCUGGAGGACAGCAGAGACUGCUCCUCCCCUGAGCUGGAGGGCUCCACCUACAGCAAUAAAAACACCGGCAACAGCCCACAGUCACAGUGGAACCAACAGUGGUCCGAUCAUACCCACGCACAGAACUUUGAGGAUGAUUAUGAUGGAGGCCCGCACGCUGAUUAUGCCUACAAAGGUGGAGGAGCUCAUAUCAACCAGCAUCAAAGUCAAAAUCCGCCCUUGCCUCACACUUGGAAUCAGGAACAUCAGUUUGGACCGGAGGAUUAUGAAUACACGAACAGAUGUACAGAGAACGAGGAUUUCCCCAUUCAUUAUGAGCCGCAGUCAUACCCAGAAAGAACUGAAAAUCACAUGGAAUAUAAUGGAGGAGAGGACUACAUGGAUGAGCAGAACUCCAGAAACCCUUUUCAAAAUUUGAAAUCUGAGCUGGAGGAUCAGCUUGUAAAUCAGUAUAAGGUCAGCUACAACCCGCAGCAUCCCGCCCAUCUACCAAAGAUGUCCGCUCAGCAAGAAGGCCCAUAUGACCAUCUGCAAAGACAGCUCCUUGAUAAAACCCAACAAACUGCAGAUCAGGAGCAGAUUUCUCAGCUGCAGAUUUUGAACAAAGCUCAACAAAGACAGAUUGAAGACAUGGAGCGAAAGCUGGAGGAUUCACGCCGGAGUCUGAGAUACUUGGAGCAUCAGUUUGCAAUUAUCAAAGAUGAAAAGGACGGCCUGGCCGUCAGUCUGAAGGAAUCCAGUCGACUGGUUGAACAGGCCAAAGACAGAGAGGCUCAGAUGCAGAAAAAGCUAACAUCUGUGGAGCAGCAACUACAGACCCUCAGUGACAGAGACCAGGAGAACGUAAAGAAACUGAGGAUGGCAGACGCGGCCGUGGACAGCAUGAAGCAGCAGAUGCUGGAGCUUUGUCGCACUGAUACCCUCUCUAGAGUGCGGGAGCAACAUGACCGAGACAUCGCCAUCAUGAAGGAGCAGCACGAUGCCGCACUGCUAGUUCUGCAGCAGAAACUUGACUCGGCCUCUCAGGGUCUGAGCGAACAGAUUGAUGCUGGUCAGAGGUUACGGGAGCAGGUGAAGCUUCUGGAGCGCCAAAGAGAAGAAGAGCAGCUGGAGAGGGCCAGAGUCGUCAAUUCUCUUAGCCAGCGCCUGGAGGACAGCCAGCAGCAGUGUGGCAAGCUGCUUCAGACGAAUUCAGUCCAGGAGAUGAAGCAAAUGGAACUCAAGCUGCAGCAGGCUCAGUCCUCCAAAGCACUGAGCGAAAACAUGAACAAAGCUUUACAGGAGGACAUGGCCGACCUGAAGGAGCAGAUCACUCUGUAUGAAUCUGCUGUCAAGCAUGGGGUGGUGGCGUUAGACCUCAACAGUGAGUGGGACCACCAUCUGUCCGAAUCCUGUUUGGAUUUGGGAUUUAAGCAAUCAAAGCGGAAGAAUGGAGUCCUUCACAGUGUUGUGGCUCAGCAGCCAGAUUCCAAGCUGCCCAAGGACGAGGCUUUGAGGCUCCUGCGGGCGGAGAUGCAGCGCUGUCUGGGGUGCUUAAAGGGGAAGCGGCAGAAGAUCAGUCAGCUGCAGGAGGAACUCCAGCAGCGCCAGGCUCAAGUUCACCAGCUGCAGACGGAGUUAGAGGAAGCAAAGCUCAACUCUGCUGUGAAGGAAAGUCAGAUGAGGACUCUUGACACGCCUGGAGACUCUCAGAAGGAGCUGAUGAAGCUACAAGAAGAAAAGCAGCUCCUACAGGAGCAGGUGGAGCUUCUUGAAAAGCAAAAUAAGGAGCUGAAAGUGAGCGAAGAAAAAGUGAAGUGUGCCAACACAGAGCUGUGCACCAAAAUGAGGGAGAUGAUCCAGGAGCUGGACCAGGAAAAGCAAGAAGCAGCACAACGGUCUGAGCGGAUUAACCAGCAGUAUCGGGAUGAUGUGGUGAACCGGGUCAGAACCGAGCUCGAGCAGGAACACGACGCUCAGCUGAAACAGCUGACUGCACUUCACCAGGAACAGCUUCAGCAGCUGCAAAAGCAGCUGUCAGAAGUCAGUGAUAAGAUGCUAGCCGUGCAGGAGUGCUACAUAUCUGUCUGCAAGGAGAAGAGCUUGCUUGAGGAAAUGAUCAGCAACACUGAGAAGGAGAAGGAGAUUGAAAUCCAGCAGCAAGUGGACUCUCGUGUGGCUGUAGUCGAAGCUGAGUGGAGGGCGAAACUUCAAGAGAUUGAGAAAGCCUGGACUCAAAGGCUGAAGGCCUCUAAAGGAGAUCAACAGAGAGAGGCAGCUGAGCUGGCUUGUCAAACGGAUGAGACUGAGGCCAACGGUGUGAUGGUUUCUGCUGAAGAGCUGGACUCCAGACUCACUGCGCAGAAACAGCAGCUCCAACUGGAAGCUGAUAAAAUGCAACGCCAAGCUGUGGAGGACACCAGGAAACAAGUCCAGAGAGAGCUGCAAAAGAAGCACCUGCAGGACAUGGCAAAGCAGGUUGAAGGAGCAGUAACUCGUGCUUAUAACCGCUGGAUUGAGGAUCUGCCAUCUCUGCCUGAAUACAAAACCUGUCUGCAAGCAGAAAGGGAAAAGUGGGAAAUGUUGCAGGAAAAUCUCAUAAAACAAAGAGUGUCCCAGGCUCUGAAGGAUGCAGAGGAGCAGGGUACCAGGAACCUGCCGGAGCAGCACGGCUCUGGAGCCAGAGGAGUGGAGGAUCUCGAAGAGGAGCUGGCGGAUCUCAGGAGCCAGCUAGAAGAGGCAUCGACGGAGCAGGCCGCUCUGCUGAAAGCUGAGCUGGCUGCAGCAAGAGCUGCCUGGAACAGAGACAAACAGCAGGAGAUCUCCGUCCUCCAGGCCUGCAGCGAGCAGGCGUGCCAGUCCAAGCUGCAGGAGCAAAGCAAGAGGAUGGAGCAGGCUCUGCAGCAGGUCAGAGAGGAUGCUGAGCUCCAGAGGGAGGAGCUACUCCUACAGAUGGAGGCCAGACUCCAGCAGACUGUGAGGGCACGAGAGGAAGAGUGGAGACGCCAGUUCUCUGAGAGGAAGACGAUCCAGCAGAUGAGAGCAGAGUUCCUUGCAGAACUUCAGUGUGGACUAGCUGAAGUUCAUAAGCGACUCUUUGAGAGCACAAAAGCAGAUCAGGAAGGGACUGACGGCAGAAGAACCAGCGGAUCCACCUCAGAGGCGAUGAUACACAUCAUUGAAGCCUCUGUCAGAGAUGUGGUGAAUAGAGCCGUUUCAGAGGCCGGAAAGGAGUGGAAAAGGACGAGUGAGGAAAAACUAAGCCGAGCCCUAAAAGAAGCUCAAGAUCAGCAUAACAGAGAAAUCCACAGAGUCCAAAGUUCUUCAUCCCAGAGGAAGGAGCCGCCGCGCUGCAGCACAGAGUGCUCGGAAACGCUGAGCAAACUGCAGAAGAAGAACCAGGAGCUGCAGAGACACUUGGAGAAAGCCUGUCGCCAACUGCAGCACAGCAUCCGAGAUCACAAAAGAUCCACGCAGCAGCUGAAAGAUGAGCAUGAAAGAAAACUGCAACAGAUGUCAUCGGAUCAUCUGCAACAACUAGAGGAAGUGAAGAGAAACACAGAAACGUCUGGAAGUUCUGACCAACAAAGUCUUCAUCAAGGUCUAGAGGAGAUGAAGCAGCAGUAUCUGACCACCGUGGAGAAGAUCAGAGGAGACAUGUUGCGUUACCUCCAGGAGAGCCGUGAGCGUGCAGCAGAGAUGAUCCGUACUGAGGUGCAGCGGGAGAGGCAGAACACGGCCAGAAAGAUGCGGCACUAUUACCUGACCUGUCUGCAGGAGUUACUGGAGGACGGGGGCAAGACGACGGGAGCUGAAAAGAAAAUCAUGAAUGCUGCAAGCAAACUGGCGGCUAUGGCCAAAGUGCUGGAAACUCCAAUCAGAAAUAAAUCUGUAAAGAAGCACAGUUCACCAGCUGUGUCCACCGCCGUGUCUGGCAGCCAGCCGAGCAGAAGCACGGCUUUCAGGAAGAAGCCGUCAGCGAUAACGGAGCGUCCAGAGACGAGUGUGGAAGAAAGACCUCACGAGAAGACGACUUCUGCUGAUUGGAGACAGAAAACUACUGCUCCAGUUAAGACUCAAGCUGUAAGCUACCAGGACGGCCCUGCAUGUGAAGAAGGUUCAGAAUCCAGGCUGCCUCCACAGUCUCCACCCAAAGCGGCUUCUCAGUUCCACGUCGAUUUUGUGAACUUGUCUGUGAGUGGCAGAAACAUGGAGCUGUUCCUGCAGGGAGGAGAGGCAAGCAAAGAGGCAGCACGACGAUGGAAACCUUUUCUGGUCCAGGAGCCUCCUGUCAGAGAGGAGAAACCGACGGACUGGACUACGACGAGCUGUGGCGUCAAUCUCCCCAGACUGUCUGACUCUGGGAGGAGAGUCGAACCUGUGAAGCCUUUUUCUGUGUCCGCCGUCAGAGAGGCGGGAGAGCUGGACAGCCUCACCUCAGACUCGUCCCACCUAACAGUUUAUAACGAGAUGCCCAGGAAGCCCGAAACCUUCACCCACGCAAAGAAAAGUGCUCACCGAGAGCCGACGCCGGGAUCAGAACGCGAGGGAGAUUGUUCCGGACCGUUGUUCUCCGAGCUGAGACAGCGGCAACAAGACAGCGGCUUUGACAGUCCGCUCUACCAGCAAAGAGGAGCAAAGGACAGGCAGGUGUGAAGGACGGAGAUUCAACUAACCUAAAGCUGAAACAUCACUUCUUUUACACGGUAAACAGACUUUUCGAUGACUGCUUUUGGAAUAUUUUUUUUUUUUUAAUUAAAGGGUCAGAUCACGUUUAUGUUUUUGAAAUUUAAAGCUGCAAACAGCCACUUCUUCCUAUAGUUAACUGGAUUAUAAAAAAACUUCACUUUCAAGUUUUACAUUCAUAAAACUGUUUCUGUAUUGAUUGUCAAACUGUCUGAAAGCAGAUAGUUUUUUUUAUCUCCAAAAAAUUCACUAUAAGGUUUUCUUCAACCUGUUAUUUCAAGACUUGUGUUGAGUUUCACACCUGACAUAUUUAUGUGUCGAUGUGUGUGGGUUUUGCACCUUACUCAAAAAGUGAACGUUCUUCAGUCGAAAUACUCUAUUUUUGUUCAAAUCGAAACAGCUGGUGUUCCUGCUGCUCUUUAUGAAUGUUAGUUUUUGCCACAACAUUGUUUUUAUUAACUGUUUUUUCAUGCUGGAUGAUGUCAGGUUUAUUAUUUAUACCUGUGUAGCAUUUUCAGUAUUUGUGUUGUUGUAAAUGUUUGUAAUAAGUCCAUAAGAUAUGCUGUGCAUAUCUUGUCUUUUUUUUAAUAAAUUCUAUUUAUAUUU